AUGGAGGUUGCCCACCGGAACCGGGAGCCCUUCUGCGUCAUGUCCGGCCGGAAGCGCCCGCUGGAGACCCUUCGCCAGCGGUUCCAAGCAGAGCUCGUCGCGGCCCGUCGCCUCCUCGCCGAGGCGGCCGCCGUGCUUCCAGCCUCGGCCCCGUCAGCUCCCCGCGUGCGCGUCAAGGACAGUCGUCCAGCCGAGGAGCCGCCAGCCAAGAAGAGGAAGGCGUCCCAUGCCGUUCCCGUGAGGAAGAUGACGUCCGAGGAGCGGAGCCAACUCUACGCGGACCUCACCAAGCUAGCCAAGCUCUCUGAAUCUCAUGUGCUCCCUGCUCAUAUCCUGGAGCUGUUGAAGAAGCAGAGCCGCCGCGGCAUCUGCGACGAUUACAUCGAGAUCGAGAUGAACGCCGUCCAAGACGAGGCCCUUGUGGAGAUGCAGAAGCAGCUGGACAAGUUCGUUCGAGAGAGGGCGAAUCCGUCCACGCAUCAGCACAAGAACAUGAUGGCCGAGGAGGAGGACGAAGACGUUGACAUCGUCGGCGGCGUCUCCCCUUUGCCGAUCAGGCCGACACCAGUGCAGCUUGUAGACAUCUGCAGCGAGGCCUCACCUCUGAAGAAUCUUGGCGAAGAUGCAACCAUCAGCGGCAGCAACGGUUUGGUUUCUGGUUCUUCUCACCAGAGCAUCGACAGUCCAGCUCCGGCAGAGCUUGCUGCCAACACUAGGCCUCCAACACGCGACCUCAUCGCCCGUGCCAGCGAGAUUCUGGAAAGGCGGCGAAAGGAGGCGACGUCCCGGGCGAGGGAGAAGGCCCGUCAGCAAGUGCUCGAGAUGGAGAGGACGGCAAUGUUCAACGAGAGCCUAGACGAGGACGUGAAGGUGCUCGGCAUCGAUCAGUACAACACGGCGAGGUCGAACAACUUGUUGCGACAGAUGGGACUCUUCCUGAAGGACAAGGCUGACGACGACGACGACCUGAAGCAGCAGCAGCAGCCGCAGCGUCAAAGCUUCCAAGAAGAUUUAGAGGAAGGGGAGAUUCGGCUGUGA
This is a messenger RNA of Triticum turgidum subsp. durum (durum wheat), 1038 nucleotides long. The record is from the annotation of a GenBank genome assembly. Lineage: Eukaryota; Viridiplantae; Streptophyta; Magnoliopsida; Poales; Poaceae.